Messenger RNA from Hylaeus volcanicus, 782 nucleotides. RefSeq names its product semaphorin-1A-like. Gene Ontology annotation, molecular function: chemorepellent activity; semaphorin receptor binding. NCBI's taxonomy places the organism in Eukaryota, Metazoa, Arthropoda, Insecta, Hymenoptera, Colletidae. The annotation marks the transcript as partial. The record is from RefSeq and is a predicted model, not a curated record. Gene Ontology annotation, biological process: axon guidance; negative regulation of axon extension involved in axon guidance; positive regulation of cell migration. The transcript has 3 exons.
CAUGUUUCAGAAGGACAGCUGUACGCGGCGACAGUGGCCGACUUCUCUGGCGGCGAGCCACUGAUUCACAGGGAGAAGAUACGUACAGAGCGCUCGGAUCUCAACCAGCUAAACGGACCGAAUUUCGUCAGCUCGUUCGCCUACGAGGAUUACGUUUUCUUCUUUUACCGAGAAACGGCCGUGGAGUACAUGAACUGCGGCAAGGCGGUGUACUCGCGGGUCGGUAGAGUGUGCCAGCACGACAAGGGCGGACCUCAUGCGUUCAGCGACAGAUGGACGAGCUUCCUGAAAGCAAGGCUCAACUGUUCUGUACCCGGCGAAUACCCUUUCUAUUUCAAUGAAAUACGUGAGUAUGCUUGCAUGUACACACGUACACGUGUGCUCGUAAGUUCAGGAGCUAUGACGUUUGUCGAGACCCUCGUCGAGUGCACUCUAGUCCUUAUGUGCCGGACAGAGGGGUUGGGCUACCGGUGUACUACUUUGCGCCGCUCUGCUCGUAUGUACGGGCACCGAUCAAAUAUAUGGCUAGGAUCGGCUAGCCAAUUUUACAAACAAACCGUAUUGUUACCCGUGGUCUGCAAUAUUCAUCGCACACCUCGUAUGUUUACCGAAUCCCUUACAAUGACUUGAAUGUGAAAUUUUUAUAGCGAUGGGUUUGCCAAAUACAUGGCUAGCCAACCAAUUUUAGAUGCAAACUGAUUGUUGUAAAAAGGCCUGCAGUAUUCAUCGGCCACUGUGAACAGCUGCAAUAUGCUCACAAUGACUAGAAUCUUAAAUUUCUC